Molecule: messenger RNA, 7154 nt
Organism: Maylandia zebra (zebra mbuna)
Lineage: Eukaryota; Metazoa; Chordata; Actinopteri; Cichliformes; Cichlidae
Gene: cad
Product: carbamoyl-phosphate synthetase 2, aspartate transcarbamylase, and dihydroorotase
Biological process (GO): 'de novo' pyrimidine nucleobase biosynthetic process; L-arginine biosynthetic process; L-glutamine metabolic process
Cellular component (GO): cytoplasm; carbamoyl-phosphate synthase complex
Molecular function (GO): ATP binding; carbamoyl-phosphate synthase (glutamine-hydrolyzing) activity; aspartate carbamoyltransferase activity
Source: RefSeq, a predicted model, not a curated record
CCCGUCCGAACAAACUCUAAACUGUCAACCUAAACAUAUUUCCUUUGUUUUGCUUCUCCCGGAUUGAAAUUGGAUUCGUUUCAACAUUCAAAGAACGUCCACGUGGAAACUGGGACUCGUCACAAAUCCUUCAGUUAUCGGUAUCUGCAGUUAGUUUCAGCUGUAAUCACUACAAAAAAAUGGCAAAUAUGGCAACCCUGAUCCUGGAGGACGGGACGACGUUCAAAGGCCGCCAAUUUGGUGCAAGUGUGUCGGUAUCCGGAGAAGUUGUGUUUCAGACGGGGAUGGUGGGAUACCCCGAGGCUCUUACUGAUCCAUCCUACCGCUGCCAGCUGCUGACCCUCACUUACCCUCUGGUUGGCAACUAUGGUGUGCCAAUGGAUGAAGAGGGAGAGUUCGGGCUGAGCAAGUGGUUUGAGUCAUACAAGAUCCACGCUGCUGCCUUGAUUAUUGGAGAACUGUCUGAAAGUCCCAGUCACUGGAGUUCAGCCAAGUCACUGGACCAGUGGCUCAAAGAGCAAGGCAUUCCUGGAUUACAAGGUGUUGACACCCGCUGCUUGACCAAAAAGAUCCGAGAGAAGGGGACCAUGUUGGGGAAGCUGAUAGUGGACGGGACUCCUGAGGAAAGUAUUCCCUUCGAUAAUCCCGACAAGAGGAACCUGGUCCGAGAGGUCUCCAUGAAGGAGCCAAAAGUGUUCAAUCAUAGCGGCAGCUUUCGUAUCACAGUGGUGGACUGUGGCAUCAAGUACAACCAGAUCCGCUGCCUGGCUCAGAGAGGAGCCCGUGUUACUGUCGUACCCUGGGACCACCCGCUGGACACCGCCGAUUUUGAUGGUUUGUUCGUCAGUAAUGGUCCCGGGGAUCCCCAGCUCUGUCAGGCCACCAUCAACAACGUGAGGAAGGUGAUCUCUGUGGACCAACCAAAGCCAGUUUUUGGCAUCUGUCUCGGACACCAGCUGCUCUCUCUGGUCAUUGGAGCCAAGACCUACAAGAUGAAGUACGGUAACCGUGGACACAACCAACCGUGCAUCCAUAAUGGGACAGAGCGCUGCUUCAUCACCAGUCAGAAUCACGGCUUCGCUGUCGACCCUGACACUUUGCCCAAAGACUGGGACGUGCUCUUCACAAAUGCUAACGACCACACCAACGAGGGCAUCGUACACAACACAAAGCCUCUGUUCAGUGUUCAGUUCCACCCAGAGCACAUGGCUGGUCCUACAGAUCUGGUCGGCCUGUUUGAUGUCUUCAUUGAAACGGUGAAAGACCAUAAAGAGGGCAACACUGGAAAAUCUGUGAAGCAGCGUCUGAUGGACCACCUCACUUUCACUGGUUCCCCAAAGGCUGAAGGGCAUGUCAGAUCCAAAAAAGUCCUCAUCCUAGGCUCAGGUGGACUGUCCAUCGGCCAAGCUGGAGAGUUUGAUUACUCCGGCUCGCAGGCUAUUAAGGCUCUGAAGGAAGAGAAUAUCCAGACUGUGUUGAUCAAUCCCAACAUUGCCACUGUCCAGACCUCCAAAGAUCUGGCUGACAAAGUCUACUUUCUGCCGAUUACAGCAGAGUACGUCACUCAGGUGAUAAAAAAUGAGCGCCCGGACGGCGUCCUGCUGACUUUUGGAGGUCAGACUGCUCUGAACUGCGGUGUAGAGCUGACCAAGCUGGGCGUUCUGGAGAAAUAUAAAGUGCAGGUUCUGGGAACUCCUGUUUCCUCCAUUGAGAUGACCGAAGACAGAAAAAUCUUUGUGGAGAAAAUGGAAGAGAUCAAUGAGCAUGUAGCUCCCAGUGAAGCAGCUCUGUCGGUGGAACAGGCGGUGGCAGCUGCUGAGCGUCUUGGCUACCCCGUCUUGGUUCGUUCAGCGUUCGCUCUCGGAGGCCUCGGCUCCGGUUUUGCCAACAACAGAGAGGAGCUGACCUCUCUGGUAACGGCAGCAUUCGCUCACACCUCUCAGGUGCUGGUGGAUAAAUCCCUGAAAGGCUGGAAGGAGAUCGAGUACGAGGUGGUCCGGGACGCCUAUGACAACUGUGUGACUGUGUGUAAUAUGGAGAACAUCGACCCACUGGGUAUCCACACUGGGGAAUCCAUUGUAGUGGCUCCCAGUCAGACGCUUAAUGACCGCGAGUACAACAUGCUGAGAAACACGGCCAUUAAAGUCAUCAGACAUCUCGGCAUCGUGGGAGAGUGUAACAUCCAGUACGCUCUUAACCCCGAAUCUGAACAGUACUACAUCAUUGAGGUGAAUGCCCGCCUGUCACGGAGCUCUGCUCUGGCCAGUAAAGCGACUGGUUAUCCUUUGGCCUACGUAGCAGCUAAACUUGGUCUGGGGAUCCCGCUGCCACAGCUCAAAAACUCAGUGACAAACUCAACGACGGCAAACUUUGAGCCGAGUUUGGAUUACUGUGUGGUGAAGGUGCCUCGCUGGGAUCUCAGCAAGUUCCUCAGGGUUUCCACCAAGAUAGGCAGCUCCAUGAAGAGUGUUGGGGAGGUGAUGGCUAUUGGUCGUAGCUUUGAGGAAGCCUUCCAGAAAGCUCUGAGGAUGGUGGAUGAGAACUGUGUUGGCUUUGACCACACCAUCAAGCCUGUCUCUGAAAAGGAGUUGCAGACUCCUACAGAUAAGCGUAUCUUUGUGCUGGCGGCAGCAUUCAAAGCUGGCUACACUGUGGAAAAGCUGUAUGAGCUGACCAAAAUCGACCGCUGGUUCCUGCACAAGAUGAAAAACAUCGCCGACCACGAGCUGCUGCUGGAGACCUACAAUCAGGAUGAGAGCUCCAUGCCUCCAGAGGUGAUGCUUAAGGCCAAGCAGCUGGGCUUCUCAGACAAGCAGAUAGCACUGGCUGUACAGAGCACAGAGCUGGCCGUCAGAAAGCUGCGUCACGAUUGGUCCAUCCUGCCAGUGGUGAAGCAGAUUGACACAGUGGCGGCUGAAUGGCCGGCUUACACAAACUACCUGUACCUGACCUACCACGGCACAGAGGACGACCUGAGCUUCAACGAUCAGCACGUCAUGGUGAUCGGCUCGGGCGUGUACCGCAUCGGCAGCAGCGUGGAGUUUGAUUGGUGCGCUGUUGGGUGCAUCACCGAGCUCAGGAAGAUGGGCUAUAAGACCAUCAUGGUGAACUACAACCCCGAGACAGUCAGCACAGACUACGACAUGUGCGACCGCCUCUACUUCGAUGAGAUCUCCUUUGAGGUGGUGAUGGACAUCUAUGAAAGGGAAAACCCAGAGGGAGUGAUCCUGUCUAUGGGAGGCCAGCUUCCCAACAACAUUGCCAUGUCGUUGCACCGCCAGCAGUGCCACAUCUUGGGGACUUCGCCCGAGUUCAUCGACAGCGCUGAGAACCGGUUCAAGUUCUCCCGAAUGCUGGACACCAUCGGCAUCAGCCAGCCGCAGUGGAAGGAGCUCUCAGACACUGAGUCUGCUGUGAAGUUUUGCGAGACGGUCGGUUAUCCCUGCCUCGUUCGCCCCUCGUAUGUUCUGAGCGGAGCGGCCAUGAACGUCGCCUACAGUGACAGCGACCUCGAGAAAUACCUGAGUAACGCUGUAGCAGUGUCCAAGGAACACCCUGUGGUCAUCUCUAAAUUCAUUCAGGAGGCUAAGGAGAUAGACGUGGACGCUGUCGCAUGUGACGGUGUAGUGAUGGGCAUUGCGAUUUCUGAACACGUGGAGAACGCUGGAGUUCACUCUGGUGACGCCACCUUGGUGACACCGCCUCAGGACCUCAAUCAGAAAACCAUAGAGAGGAUCAUGCAGAUCGUUCACGCCAUCGGUCAGGAGCUGCAAGUCACCGGGCCGUUUAACCUGCAGUUAAUUGCAAAGGAUGACCAGCUCAAAGUGAUCGAGUGCAACGUCCGAGUUUCUCGCUCCUUCCCCUUUGUGUCCAAGACGCUGGGAGUGGACUUGGUGGCUCUGGCUACCCAGUACAUUAUGGGGGAGGACGUGGAGCCAGUGGGCCUGAUGAAAGGGAAAGGGAUUGUGGGAGUCAAGGUCCCUCAGUUUUCUUUCUCUCGGCUGGCCGGAGCUGAUGUGGUGCUCGGGGUGGAGAUGACCAGCACUGGAGAAGUAGCUUGUUUUGGGGAGAACCGGUACGAGGCUUACCUCAAAGCCAUGCUCUCCACAGGCUUCAAGAUCCCCAAGAAGAACAUCCUGCUCUCCAUCGGCAGCUAUAAGAACAAGAGUGAGCUGCUGCCCACCGUGCAGGCCCUGGAGUCUUUGGGAUAUGACCUGUAUGCCAGCAUGGGCACGGCUGACUUCUACACAGAGCAUGGAGUCAAGGUGACUGCAAUCGAUUGGCCGUUUGAGGAGUACGACAGCGAUGAAUGUGCCACCAAAGAGAAGCAGCGCAGCAUCAUGAACUACCUGGAGGAGAACCACUUCGACCUUGUCAUUAACCUCUCCAUGAGGAACAGCGGAGGUCGAAGGCUCUCCUCCUUUGUCACCAAAGGCUACAGGACCAGGCGUAUGGCUAUCGACUACUCUGUCCCGCUCAUCAUCGAUAUCAAGUGCACCAAGCUCUUUGUUCAGGCUCUUCGUCAGAUUGGAAGGACUCCACCAGUGAAAACUCAUGUUGACAGCAUGGCAUCCCAGACACUCGUCCGUCUGCCCGGUCUGAUCGAUGUCCACGUUCACCUACGGGAGCCUGGCGCCACCCAUAAGGAGGACUUCUCCUCAGGCACAGCAGCUGCUCUGGCAGGAGGAGUGACCCUGGUGUGUGCGAUGCCCAACACUUCCCCCGCCAUCACUGAUGCUAAUAAUCUGGCUCUGGUGCAGAAGUUAGCCAAAGCAGGCAGCCGCUGCGACUACGCCCUGUAUGUGGGCGCUGCCACGGACAACGCUGCUGUCCUGCCGCCCAUCGCCAGCCAGACCGCCGGUCUGAAGAUGUACCUGAAUGACACAUACUCCACCCUCAAGAUGGACAACGUCUCCCUGUGGAUGGAGCACUUUGAGAAAUGGCCCAAGCAGAUGCCCAUCGUGGCUCACGCUGAGAAGCAGACGGUGGCGGCGAUCCUCAUGGUGGCCCAGCUGUACCAGCGGCCAGUCCACAUCUGUCACGUGGCCAAGAAAGAGGAGAUCCUGGUAAUCCGAGCUGCAAAGCAGAAGGGCAUCCAGGUCACAUGCGAGGUCGCCCCUCACCACCUCUUCCUGUGUGAGGAUAAUGUGGCGCAGAUCGGCGACGGUCGAGCGCAGGUUCGACCCAUGCUGGGAACACGCGAGGACAUGGAGACACUCUGGGAAAAUCUGGACAUUAUCGACUGCUUUGCUACAGACCACGCUCCUCACUCUGUAGACGAGAAGAACAGUGAGCGUCCUCCUCCUGGUUACCCCGGUCUGGAAACAAUGCUGCCUCUGCUGCUCACCGCCGUCAGUGAUGGACGUCUGACUCUGGAUGAUAUUACCAGACGUCUUUAUGACAAUCCACGCAGGAUCUUCAACCUGCCCGUUCAGGAAAACACCUACGUGGAGGUGGACCUGGAGCAGGAGUGGGUUAUUCCUCAGGCCAUGCAGUUCACUAAGUCUAAGUGGACUCCUUUCGAAGGUAUGAAGGUGAAAGGUAAAGUCCGCCGCGUGGUCCUGCGAGGAGAGGUGGCCUACAUCGACGGCCAGGUGCUCGUGCCUCCAGGUUACGGUGAGGAUGUGAAGACUUGGCCCACUUCUUCCACCCAUCCUGCAGAACCUGUCAAAGAAACUCCAAUGACUCCUGAGCGUCGGCGUCCAACUCCACCCCGGGAUGGAGUGCGGACUCGAGCUGCGAGCCCACGACGCAUUGGUGGAGAAAGCCGCUACCUGCUGCCGCCCCGCAUCCACCGUGCCUCUGAUCCCGGCCUGCCACCAGAGAUGGUCAUGCUCCCACCAGCCGCUGCUGUUGACGGGUACAGCCAUCCUCCCCCACUGUCCAGGCUGCUGUCCCCGCAGUCUGGGUCAGGACAGGUGCCUCCUGGUCAGGUGUCACACCUGCAGAUGUCUCCUCUGCUUCACCCACUGGUGGGACAGCACAUCUUGUCUGUCAGACAGUUCAGCAAGGAGCAGAUCUCACACCUGUUCAAUGUUGCUCACACUUUACGUUUGAUGGUUCAGAAGGAACGAAGCCUGGAAAUACUCAAGGGUAAAGUAAUGGCCUCCAUAUUCUAUGAGGUCAGCACUCGCACCAGCAGUUCCUUCGCAGCGGCCAUGCAGCGUUUGGGCGGCUCCGUCGUCCAUUCCAGCGAGGCCACUUCCUCCUCGCUGAAGGGAGAAUCGCUGGCGGACUCUGUCCAGAUCAUGAGUGGCUACGCUGACGUCCUCGUGCUGCGUCACCCAACACCUGGAGCUGUAGAGAGCGCGUCCCGUCAGUGCCGUAAGCCGCUGAUCAAUGCUGGCGACGGUGUCGGGGAGCAUCCCACUCAGGCCCUGUUGGACGUCUUCACCAUCAGAGAGGAGCUGGGAACGGUCAACGGCAUGACGAUAACGAUGGUUGGAGAUCUGAAACAUGGCCGAACGGUUCAUUCCCUCGCCAAACUGCUGACCCAGUACCGCAUCACUCUGCGUUACGUGGCUCCCAAAAACCUCCACAUGCCAGCAGAGAUCGUCAGCUACGUGGCCUCAAAGGGCAUCAAACAGGAGGAGUUUGACAGCAUCGAGGAGGCUCUGCCUGACACCGACGUCCUCUACAUGACGAGGAUCCAGAAGGAGAGGUUUGCAUCUGAGGAGGAGUACAAAGCCUGUUUUGGUCAGUUCGUCCUCACUCCUCACAUCAUGACUGGAGCCAAACAGAAGAUGGUGGUGAUGCACCCGCUGCCCAGAGUCAAUGAAAUCAGUGUGGAGGUGGACACAGACCCGAGGGCGGCAUAUUUCCGUCAGGCGGAGAAUGGCAUGUACAUCCGAAUGGCCCUGCUGGCCACCGUACUGGGCCGAUAACUCAGUGUGUGUCACAGGCUGGGUCUCUGACCCAGCGCUCUGAGUUCAUUUUGUAUUUGUCUCAUUUUAGAUAUGUGAUUAGUUUGUGUCAUUCCUAUUUAGCUUUAGUUAAGGAAAGGCAGUUAUUAAUUAUUGUUUCCUUGGUUUCUAUGUUUGAGUUCUUGUAUCGUUCAUCACGUGUUAGGUCUGUUAAGCUUGUGUUGUCAUGUCUAGUUUCAGUGUUUCCUGUUUUAUUUUGAAGGAGUCGUGUGUUCUUUGUUCAUUGUAUUU